This is a messenger RNA of Dibothriocephalus latus, 1022 nucleotides long. The record is from the annotation of a GenBank genome assembly. Lineage: Eukaryota; Metazoa; Platyhelminthes; Cestoda; Diphyllobothriidea; Diphyllobothriidae.
CUCCAAUGCAGCCUCCCAGGAAGAGACCUUUCAGAAAGACAAUUGCAUCCGAGGGUGACACCGUUAUUAUAUCGUUCGGCAAAAAUGACACAAUGAUAAUGAGGCUCUUGCGUGGUGACAUAACGCAGUUAAAGUUCGGUGCAUUGAAACAUAAUGAUGUGAUCGGCAAACCCUAUGGAAGUCGCAUUAAUACUUCUCGGGGACACGUCUAUCUCCUUGCUCUCGAUCCUGCACUCUGGUCAGCGUCACUUCCUCACCGGACGCAGAUAAUAUACCCAACUGACGCUAGUAUGAUCGUCGGGCGACUUGAUCUAGUACCCGGCUCCCGCGUCAUGGAAGCUGGCACAGGCAGUGGAGCUCUGACGCAUGCCCUGGCUCAAGCGGUCUGGCCAACAGGUUGCGUGCGAACUUUUGACUUUCACCAGGAGCGUGUAAACCGAGCCAGAGUUGAAUUUGAGCAACACGAAAUAGCCGAUAUCGUCCACGUAGAACAGCUCGAUGUCCUGACUGAGGGAUUUCCCACCGUCGGCAGUCCCUACAAUCCUGAGGGCGUGCACGCCGUGAUGAUCGACCUGCCUGAGCCCUGGGUAGUAAUCCCGCGUCUUUCCGAUUGCUUUACAACCUCAGGUGGACGUGUCUGUAUAUUCUCCCCCUGCAUUGAGCAAGUACAAAAGUCCUGCGAUGCCCUUCGCGCUUCUAAUUUUGCUGAUAUUGAAGUACUGGAGUGCGUACAGCGAACGUACGAUUUUGUUCACACCGUUCUCAACAAAUCGAAAGUAGAGCCCGCCGAGGUGCCUAGAGACGGUGAUCAGAUCGAGGAUGAGAAGAAGCCCAAGCCGUUCUUCGAUAGGCAUCUUUUUCCACCUCCUCCCAAGUACGUCACCUCAACUAGAAAUGCCGUUCGAGACGAAAGGUCAAAGGGCAUGCAGCAUGCAGAUGGUUCGUGGGAGGCCUAUCCGAAGGUGAGUGCUCUUUUUUUCUUUUACACAAACACAUUCGAAUCUAAGUUCCAACCUGCGUAA